AUGCCAAAGUGUUGCAUUGUUGCCUUAGUGAUACUUAUUAUCAUUUCUCAAUUGUGUGUUGUUGCAAUCGAUGGCGCAUCUGGAGCUUCAAAUUCCACUCCUUACUUCGAUCAGCAGGAGUUCAGCGCACAAUCUUCAUUUGAAGAUGCAUUGAUAUACCCAAAGCAUGCAAUUUCCCCUCAUCAUGUUGGCGAAGAAGCUUCAAGUGCAUUUGUUGAACCAGUCUCCCGUAAAAUCCCAAAAUUCAAGUUAAAAAUUGACAAAACAAAGAUUGAUCAAGCAUGGAAAGACAAUUUUAAUCAACGAAAACGGAAAAGAGAUCCAAAAUAUGAAUCUGACGGAAGAUCGGCCAAUACUCCACGCAAAAGCAAAUUGAACAAAAAUGAUAAAGUUGAGAAAGCAAUGAAGACUAUGAAAAGGUUUACAAAGAAUUUCAAAAGUCCAGAAGAACGUUCACAAAAACAAGAGUAUAUCUAUGCAAAACCAUAUAAUCUCAAAAUAAAGGACAAACGGCGCUCGAGCGAGUUUGCAAGACGUAUUAGAGCUAAGCAGAUGGCUAGCGACAGACUUUUGCAUCUUUCAAAUUCCAAUAUAAAGAAAGAUAAUCAAAACUACUAA
Molecule: messenger RNA, 618 nt
Organism: Meira miltonrushii
Lineage: Eukaryota; Fungi; Basidiomycota; Exobasidiomycetes; Exobasidiales; Brachybasidiaceae
Exons: 1
Coding region: 1-618 (205 amino acids)
Source: RefSeq, a predicted model, not a curated record